Molecule: messenger RNA, 393 nt
Organism: Monoraphidium neglectum
Lineage: Eukaryota; Viridiplantae; Chlorophyta; Chlorophyceae; Sphaeropleales; Selenastraceae
Exons: 1
Coding region: 1-393 (130 amino acids)
Source: RefSeq, a predicted model, not a curated record
AUGAACCUGCAAGUGCUUCGCCGUGCCGCAGUGCUGGGCAGCGCGCGGGCCCCGAGCGUGGCACUGCACCACGCACAGCAGGUGGCACGGCGGCCUGUGCGCCCCGCCCGUGCAGCCUAUGGCAACGACUCCUCGCUCGAGGCGUGGCAGCCGGCCGUCAACCCCACGGCCCCCAACCCCCCGGCGCCCGCCGACCCGCCGGCGCCCGGGGAGACCGAGACGUUUGAGACCACGUCGCGCGACGCGUACUACACGCGCCGCCACGAGCUGGUGCUGGAGAGCUUCCCCAACGCCCUGGGCGUGGACGACUUCAUCAGCCGCGUGGAGAUCGCACUCGCCGCACACGGCUUCCGCGGCGACAACGCCAUCGGUGCGCGCGCGCGCGCGCCGUGA